Messenger RNA from Miniopterus natalensis, 4038 nucleotides. The record is from RefSeq and is a predicted model, not a curated record. NCBI's taxonomy places the organism in Eukaryota, Metazoa, Chordata, Mammalia, Chiroptera, Miniopteridae.
AUGCGCAAAAUGUUCCACAGCUUCCGGAGUAUAUGCCAGCUAUUAAAAUAUUUGAAGAAACUCUCCGCCUUGCCUAUUACAGUAGACAUUCUUGCGGAGACUGGGGUUGGGAAAACAGUAAACAGUUUAAGAAAACAUGAGCAUGUCGGAAGCUUUGCCAGGGACCUCGUGGCCCAGUGGAAGAAGUUGGUUCCUGUGGAACGAAACACUGAGCCCGAUGAACAGGACUUUGAGAAGAACGACUCCCGAAAGCGCCCCAGGGAUGCUCUUCAGGAGGAGCUGGAGGGGGACUGCCAAGCAAACUGGAAAGCCUCCGGCAGCAGGCCACACAGUCCUGAUCACAGACAGAAAAAGCACCGGAAACCCGCAGAGCUCGAAAGACCUCACAAAGCGUCUCUCAGUCAGGAGAGGAGAGACGAGCGAAAGAGGGGCCACAGGGUUUCACCAACUUAUUACUCUUCGGACCAUGAAUCUUCCGAUUACGGCCAUGUUCAGUCUCCUCCGUCGUCCAGCAGUCCUCAUCAGGUGUCCAUGGACCAUUACAGAUCCCCAGAUGAGGACCACGAGCCCUUUGUUCUACACCAGAAGCCUGGAAAGGGCCACAGUGACACCUUUCAGGACAGGCUGGGGGUCAGCCAGGAAAGACACCUGGGUGAACCCCGGGGGAAAGGGGGUGUGAGUCAGAACAAGGAGCACAGAUCUUCCCAGAAAGAUAAACGUCCAGUGGUCGCCAGGGGAGAUGAGAAGUCAUCUUUGAACAGAGAGAAAUCCCACAAGGCCACCUCCAAAGAGGAAAACCGGAGGCCCGUCUCAGGGGAUGGCACAAAGGAGAAGCCGCCCUCUGGUGGUAUCAAAAAAGAGAAGGAAAGAGGGGGCAGCUCCAGGAAGUUUUUACCCGCCUUGGAGAUUGCGUCAGACAACCACCAUAAAAAGCAAAAGCACAAAGACUUGGAGAAAACCAAGUCAGACAAAAACAGGCAAAGUCUACACAGCUUAGAUGUAGGAAAGGGUGCCGGAGACAUGCUGCCCAAGGCCAAAGAGAAGGCUGCUGACAACCUAAAGACUCGGGAAGGGAAAGGAAAAGCUCAUCCUGACAAGAAGUCCCCCCGAGUGGAGGGGGCAGAUAUGGACGAUGAAUUUGAGCAGCCCACCAUGUCUUUUGAGUCAUACCUCAGCUACGACCAGCCCCGGAAGAAAAAGAAAAAGGUCACGAAAACCUCAGCCACAACUGUUGGGGAAAAGGGACUUAAAAAAAAUGACGCGAAAAGCACUAGUAAAAACGUGGACUCAGUUCAGAAAUUGCCUAAGGUGAAUGAAAACAAGUCAGAGAAGCUUCUGCCGGCUGGAGCCGAUGUGGCCAGGCCGAGAAAGGUCCCCAUCGAUGUACUGCCAGUGUUGCCAGACCUCCCAUUACCUAUGAUACAGGCCAAUUACCGGCCGCUUCCUUCCCUUGAAUUGGUGUCCUCCUUCCAACCAAAGCGAAAAGCACAGCCUUCCUCCCAGGAAGAGGAAGAAGCUGGAUUCACUGGACGGAGAAUGAAUUCUAAGAUGCAGGUGUAUUCUGGUUCCAAGUGUGCCUAUCUCCCCAAAAUGAUGACCUUGCACCAGCAGUGCAUCCGGGUACUUAAAAACAACAUCGACUCAAUCUUUGAAGUAGGAGGCGUCCCAUAUUCUGUUCUUGAACCUGUUUUGGAGAGGUGUACACCUGAUCAGCUGUAUCGUAUAGAGGAAUACAAUCACGUAUUAAUUGAAGAAACAGAUCAAUUAUGGAAAAUUCAUUGUCACCGAGACUUUAAGGAUGAAAGGCCAGAAGAGUAUGAGUCGUGGCGGGAGAUGUACUUGCGGCUUCAGGAUGCCCGAGAGCAGCGGCUACGGUUGCUGACAAAGAAUAUCCAAUCUGCACAUGCCAAUAAGCCCAAAGGCCGACAAGCAAAGAUGGCCUUUGUCCACUCUGUGGCCAAGCCACCUCGUGAUGUUCGAAGGAGACAGGAGAAGUUUGGAACAGGGGGAGUAGUUAUGCCCGAGAAAAUCAGGAUUAAGCCAGCCCCUUACCCCAUAGGAAGCAGCCAUGCUCCCUCCAGCAGUGGCAGCAACCACAGCUUCAACACCAGCCCAGAGGAGCCAGUCUAUGACGGCCCGAGCACCAGCAGUGCGCACUUGGCGCCUGUGGUCAGCAGCACUGUUUCCUAUGAUCCUAGGAAACCGACUGUGAAGAAAAUUGCCCCUAUGAUGGCUAAGACAAUUAAAGCUUUCAAGAACAGAUUCUCCCGACGAUAAACUGAGGACUUGCCUGGAGAUGGAAUUUGGGGUGAGGAGGACAAGGACAGUGGGGGCUGGGGAAUGGAACUUCCAAAGGCAGCCGAGAUCUUCUGCUCCGUGGACGCUUUGGUCUCGGAACCCUGCACAGUCCGCAGGUGUCAAGUCUGUGAACCCAUGUGCCGCAGCCACCGCCUCCCUGCCUGGAGGGUACUUCAGAACUCUGAAGAUGUGAAGCCUCAGUCUCACUGAGCGUUUUAAGGUCAAUUAUACUUUUGUUGUUAUUUAGCUUCUUUGUAAACUAUAAGAUAGUUUUAAUUAAUAAAUAUCGCCCCAGAUUGUAUUUAUAUUACCCCCAGGAUUUUUGGGUUUGUUUUCUGUCCUCUGCCACACGCUCAGCCUUUUCUUUUCAGGGCUCUUUGUUAAAGUUAAACAAGAGCCCAGUGAAAGCCAUUCCCGUCCCAGUUCAGCUCUCCCAAGUGGACUCUGGUGCAGAGGGAGGACAGGGCAUCCGCAGAGCCUGUGUGGGGCCUGCUCCACGUAGGGCGAGGAGUGAGUCCUGGGCUGCCCAUCCUAAGGGGGCCUCGGCAUGCAGGCGGGGAGCAUCCGGGAUAGACCCUCACCCCUGAGACCCUGCGUGGUGUUGCUUUGAGUUCCUCUCUUAUUCAUUAAAUAGUAUUUAUUAAGGGAGGUAUUUGUAAAGGUCUAGUCUUUCCCCUCAUCCUUUUUGCCAGUUCCCACUUUUUUUUUCUUUUUGAGGCUCACUAGAGGACAUAGUACCUUGGGAGAUCAAUUUGCACAGAACCCCAGCAUUUUUACAAUUUCCAGUGUCUGAUUCAAAACUUUAGGGUUUUUUCCCCCUCCCCUGUUCUUCCUUCUCCCACUAGCAUGGGGCAAAAACACAAAUACAUGGCAGGGCUUUUGGUAGAGUCCCCCACCCCCAAAAUGCAACUUUAGAGUUUUAAAAGCCAGCACUUUAAUCUCGAUCCUUGUGAAUUACUACUAGAAGUGAAUGGUUUUAAAAGUUGUAAUGCUAUGUUGGAAAUUGGUUUUGUUUUUGCUUUCUUUAAAAGGUAAGAUCAUGUAAUUGGAAGAGCACAACAGUUUACUAUGUUUUGUAGAGAACUUUGCAGCUGAAGCUCUCCCUACUUUUCAAGUGUUUAAGCCAGAAUUUGGAGGGAAGGGCCAACUUUGCAAAAGUGUCUGAGCCGUCGCGUCAGGAUGGGGAGAACCACAAGGGAGUCCAUCUGAUUUGGGAAGGGAGGGUCUCACUUGUGAGUUGACUUAGGAGCAAGGUCAGAACUAGGAGGAUAGUGCCAGUGCCCUUCUUGGCUGUUGAAGAGCAUUGAGCUAGUAAGAACCCAGAUGGCUGUGACCCCAGUGGAAGUAGAUGCUAUAAGUCGAGGUGCUCAUCCUUAUGAAACCCAAUCAAUAGAUAGGUCUUGAUUAGUGUGACAGCCCGAGGAGCUUGGCAGGCAGUGCCCUCAACAAGCCCACUCCAAGCUCAGAAUAUGGAGGGAGCAUUUGAGAUCUUGCUCCCUGGCAUAUGUCCUCAAUUUGGGUCAAAUAAACUAUAAAAAUUCUCAAAAGAAAGCUCAAUGUGGAGGCGACUGUUUUUAACCAUCCUGGAGACCUCGGUUAGACUAACUCUGAAGAUCCAGAGCAGCAAACUAUUCAUUGUGCAUUGCUGUGCUGGGUGCCUGUUGCGACAGGACUUAAGUAUUGCUCUGUUUUAAUUUGCUGUAUUUUUUAAUUGGGUAAAGUAUUAUUUCUCUUGAUUGA